Messenger RNA from Nematolebias whitei (Rio pearlfish), 2016 nucleotides. RefSeq names its product plakophilin-4. Gene Ontology annotation, biological process: cell-cell junction assembly; cell-cell adhesion. The record is from RefSeq and is a predicted model, not a curated record. The transcript has 9 exons. NCBI's taxonomy places the organism in Eukaryota, Metazoa, Chordata, Actinopteri, Cyprinodontiformes, Rivulidae. Gene Ontology annotation, molecular function: cadherin binding. Gene Ontology annotation, cellular component: cytoplasm; adherens junction; nucleus. Bases 1 to 2016 code for a protein of 671 amino acids.
AUGCGCAGAGCAACUUUUGCUCAAGUCUGCCAGUGGAUCCGGACAGCAUGGAGUAGUGUAAAAACAUCCUCUAUCACCAACGGGUUUCGAAUGGCUGGACUGUUGCGUGACGAAGAGGACAGCACAAGCUCAAGUGCAACUUUACCUCGAGAUGAAAGUGUCGUUGAGAGCGACAUCGAGAAAGAGACCGAGGACGUGUGUGAUGACGUUUAUCUGAGGCUGUUCAAUUCUGACACUGAAGAAGACGACUUUAGUGAUUUUAGUGCACAGGAGGAGGAUGAAGAUAGUGCAUCCAGCCGAGUGUUGCGGAGGAUGGCAUCCCUCCCCUCCAGGAGUCAGUCACCUGGCUGUGGCACCACUGGAACGGUCUCACCGUCUCGUAUCUCCAUGCGAACAUCCCAAGGCAGUACGUACGACUCGCCAAUCUUGUCUGAGCCCAAACCGCUGGCAGCCAUCUUCCCUGGCACCAGCAUGCCGCCCUCCUGCCUGUCACCGACCUCCCCGAGCGACACCACCCAGGCCCUGGGAAGUUUAGGAGGAGGAGGACGAUUGGGCUCUACCCUCUCUUUGAUCGAGGGGAGGGGUUUGACGGGGUCACUGCUGCGAUCAGGGAUGACGGCGGUGCCGCAGCACUAUGGCUCCACGCUGCCCAGGCAGAGCCAGUCGCUGGCAUAUGGUGCUGAUCCGUACGGCUUGUACCAGAGGAGCGCUCUGCCACGACCCGACAGCCUCAUAGGACUUCACAGCUCAUAUGCCGGUCAUGGAGUGCAGAUAGAUCCAGAGCUGAGGGCGGCCUUGUCUCCAGACUGCCACAUGACGCCCGUUUUCGAUGAACACUCUUUCCAAAGCCCCCUGUUCCACAGCCCCACCCAAGACCCCCAGGGCUCCCUCUACAGGACAAACACAGGUAUGGGGACUCUUCCUCGGACCACAAGCCAUUGCGGCACGCUGCCGUACCAAAGAAGCAGCUUUGGGGUGAGCUCUGCAGCUGCAUUCGCCGACUCCAUCAGGGUGUCCACCGAGCCCGUCUACUCCCACAGACACUCAGCGCUCGUUGACCGAGUCAUCACCCGCACUCCAUCCAUCGAGAGCAUCCAUAAGGACCCGAGGGAGUUUGCGUGGCGCGACCCCGAGCUGCCAGAGGUUAUCCACAUGCUACAGCAUCACUUCCCGUCCGUCCAGGGCAACGCUGCGGCCUACCUGCAGCACCUGUGCUUUGGAGACAACAGGGUCAAGGUGGAGGUGUGUCACUUGGGAGGGAUCCAGCACCUGGUGGACCUGCUGGACCAUAAGGUGUCCGAGGUUCAGAAGAGCGCCUGCGGAGCCCUGAGGAACCUGGUUUAUGGCAAGGCCACCGACAGCAACAAGGUGGCUCUGAGGAACUGCGGCGGCGUGCCUGCCCUGUUGCGCCUCCUCAGGAAAACAACCGACAACGAAGUCCGAGAGCUGGUCACGGGCGUUCUGUGGAACCUGUCCUCGUGUGAUGCAGUGAAGAUGACCAUCAUCCGUGACGCUCUGUCCACUCUGACCAACACAGUCGUGAUCCCCCACUCAGGCUGGAGCAGCGUGUCUCAACACGAUGAGCACAAGGUCAAGUUCCAGUCCUCUUUGCUGCUGCGCAACACCACCGGCUGCCUGAGGAACCUGAGCUCAGCAGGGGAGGAGGCGAGGAGUCAGCUGCGCUGCUGCGAGGGUCUGAUCGACUCGCUGCUGCACAUCCUCCGAGCCUGCGUCAACACCUCCGACUACGACAGCAAGCACGCAGAGCCAUUUUACGACGAACCUGACAGGAAAAAUUACAACAGCUACAGAAUGUACCUGUCGUCCCCACAAGGUUACGGUGAGGACCACUUUGAGGAUGAACCAGUCCACCUGAUCCCAUCCUCACCAGACGGCUUUGUGGGUCAGUCACUCCAGUUCAAAGCUAACACCAACUACGUGGAUUUCUACUCCACUACUCGGAGGCCUUCAAACAGGGCGAAUAAUUUCACCGGCUCCCCCGACUCCUGGGUGUAA